CUGUUUUACUCACACAGCUGAGAGAAAAGAGGGAGCCAGUCCUAGAGUGGUGGAAAAAAAAAAAGAAGCAAUCUCUGCCCUGCCUCAGAACAAGCAGCGGCACCGGGAAGCGCCGUCUCUUUGUUCACUUAACUGGGCUUUGACCACUAAGAAAAAGUAACAUUUUGAACGUUUUGUUCACUCAUGCCAUCCCGGAAGUAUAUUGAAAUGGACCCUCGCGGGAACAAGUCCGUCGAUCAGUGCGAGUCCUACGCAAAGCGGAGGAGGCACGACACCACCGAGCAGCCCGUCCCCAGUGGCAACAGCAGAUGCUCUCCCAGUCUGGAGUACACAGACCUGGAGGCCGCUGAGGCGCUGGUGUGCAUGAGCUCAUGGGGUCACUUUGUUGGCAGCAACAGGCCUAACCCUUGCAAGCCUCGACCCCUGACCCCGGCCUCGGACUCCUGCGACUCCAUCCUGCCACCCGAGCUCCCGGAGCCCUCAAAAGACUUUGUGUCCCUUUCCUCUCUGUGUAUGACUCCGCCUCAGAGCCCCAGCUUUGCCGAAACCUCAUCCUCCAGCGGCGGCGCGUCCUCGCAAUGCACUGCCUCCUCCGUGGCCAAGAGCCCGCCCUCACUCGCCCCUCCCUGCAGGUCCAUGGCGACGAGCGUAAUCCGCCACACGGCGGACAGCUCCCUGUGCCAAUACCACAUUCCAGUGGCCCCCAAUUUAGAGAAGGCGACAGCCCGCCAGCUGCAGCAGAGCAUCACACCUCCAUCUCCUCUUCUUCCUCUUCCUGGCAUACGCUCGACAACAGAGGCUGGUCCUCCCAGACCCUCUUUGGACACUGUCUCCACUCCCAUUCCUAUUAACAUUCAACAGCGAAACAGCCCCCCUGCUCAGGCGACCCUGACCCCGACUCCAGUCACCAGCCCUCAAAUCAUCUGCCAGAUGUUCCCCUUUAGCGCCCAAUCAGGUAUAAUAUCAACCUUAAUCCCCAGCACGGUCCAGACGUCGUCCGCCGGGGCCCGGACUGCGCCCCUUCUGUCUCAGCCUGGCUCCGCCAAUCCCGCCGCAGUGCAGCAGUCUCUCAUCGUGGGCUCGGCGGUGCCUCAGGGUACGGUGAUGCUGGUCCUCCCCCAGUCCUCGGUCUCCCAGGCCUCCCACGGACCUCAGACUGUCAUGACGCUGGGCAACACCAAACUGCUCCCGCUGGCACCGGCUCCGGUCCACGUGCCCACGGGUCUCGGCGGUGGUGCGGCGGCCACAAAGAUGGACUUUUCCCGCCGGAGGAACUAUGUGUGCAACUUCCCCGGUUGCCGAAAGACGUACUUCAAGAGCUCGCACCUCAAGGCUCAUCUUCGCACGCACACGGGUGAAAAGCCGUUCAGCUGCAGCUGGGACGGCUGCGACAAAAGGUUCGCCCGCUCCGACGAGCUCUCCCGCCACCGGCGGACGCACACCGGCGAGAAGAAAUUCGUGUGCCCCGUGUGCGAUCGGCGAUUCAUGCGCAGCGAUCACCUCACCAAACACGCCCGGCGUCACAUGACCACCAAGAAAAUUCCCACCUGGCAGGCCGACGUUCGGAACCUGAACAAGAUGGCCACUGGCAAAAACCCUAACCCUGCCAAACCCAGUCUGGCCACAAUAAGCAUGCUGGUACCUGCCGGCUCUCAGUAGGCAAGGAACACUUAACCAAUGCAGGGAGCGGCCUGGCACAUAACGGCCGUCUUGACUCAUAGGAAGAAAAGAAAACAAAACAAAACAAAGAAAAAAAACAUGCACUGGACCUUUACAUCUCUACUGCUCAUUUGUACAUUUACACAAAAGGAUUCUUUUUGUUAAAUGGAUGCACUCUUUGCCAAAGCCUUUGUACAACUUUGAAUUUCAUAUUUUCCACCCUUCUGCAACAUUUUUUUUAUUUGUUGUGACACAUAUGUGAAUGUUUUGCUGCGAUUCCUAUUUGAGGAACGUGUUGAAAUACAUAUACCAACAAUGUAAAUAAAAUGUAAUCGCCAUUACUAUGAUACCUUUAUGAUUACCGCAUACCUCUAUGUGUAACUUUCAUAUUAUUUAAUACAUAUUUGUAAUUAAAAAGAUGACUCAUUUACUGUU
This is a messenger RNA of Syngnathus acus (greater pipefish), 2094 nucleotides long. It is a transcript of the gene klf11b, whose product is annotated as Kruppel-like factor 11b. Gene Ontology annotation, biological process: regulation of transcription by RNA polymerase II. The transcript has 4 exons. The coding region runs from base 184 to 1659 and encodes 491 amino acids. Lineage: Eukaryota; Metazoa; Chordata; Actinopteri; Syngnathiformes; Syngnathidae. Gene Ontology annotation, molecular function: RNA polymerase II cis-regulatory region sequence-specific DNA binding; DNA-binding transcription factor activity, RNA polymerase II-specific. The record is from RefSeq and is a predicted model, not a curated record.